AUGGCGCCAGUCGAUACAGUCGCAUCUACGCGCAGCAACUCACUCCCCAUCGCUAUCUUCGGCGGCCAAGUGCUCCUCGUUACAGUCCUCACAGCUCGUGUACUUCUCACUACUCGACGCGCCGCCAAAUCUCAGCCACCAUCAACGCGCACGCGCUCACAAGACUCGGCUCGCCGCCGCCAUGCCGUCACCUUCUCCAUCAUUGCGCUUCUCUCACUACUCUCCGUCGGCAGCUUUGCCUUCCUCUGGCGCGCUAUCUCCUACGUGCGAUGGGCUGGAGAGAAUACACAUGACAUUCCAGGUAGUCUCUGGAGUGGCUGGUAUGGCACUGGCGAGGAAGGGAGAUGGUAUCUAGCCGACUGGAUCGCGGACAUCGAUCUCGUGCGCGAGUUUGACAAAGUUGGAAUAAUGAAACCGGAGGGGUUUCUGUAUACUAGCCAGUAUUUCGUUGGACUGAUCGCAAGCUCCAUAUUCAUGGGCGCUGAAGGGUACUCUUUGAGCUUGUUCUUCAUCACCAUCUUGUAUACGCCUUUGACCAUACACCACGAUGAUACCCCGUUACACGACGCGCUGUUCACACCAUAUGCUUUCGUAUACGACACUGGCAUCGUUGCGUCGCUCAUUACUCUGAAUCUCUUUCCACAACUAGUCUCCGAGUUCGGCGACAAGAGCAUGAUGCGACUCGGAUACCUGGCCAUGCCACUUGCCUUUGCAUUUGCGCCACAGUUGGUUCCCUACGCACUGGGUCAUCAGCAUACGUCUAAAGCAGCGGCUCAUAGAUCAUACGUCAAAGUCUUCCACGCGCUAUCAAUUGCCUCUAUCCUCGUAUACUGGCGUGUGUGGACUACUCUGGUGUACGUCAACAGACCUGCCCAGCGCUCCCACGUUUGGGAUCUCUUCGCGAAUUCUAUUGCUAAGAGCGAUUCGGCGAAUGCAAACAGGCUUCUCGCAAGUAUCAGCAACGCGGGCCAAGCUCUCAAGCACAUCAGCAUGCACCCGGCUAUCAGUGUCACCAGCCUCGACGUCCUCUUUGCUGCCAUCAGCUUGCUGACGUGGACUUUCACGCGCGAUCUAGAUGUGCAUGCGAUCCUAGAAAGCAGCAUACUUUCUUUUCUCGUUCCCACCCAUGAGAAGCACGUCACAUUCAAGCAAGACCUGGCAAGAGUGAUGGAGCAUGCGAGCGAGCCCUCGUCCCCAAUAGAGCCUCUUACGCCGAGGAAGCCUGGGCGCCCGGCAAAGAAGGCUGACGUAAAUGGUACAUCCACUUCCGCAUCCACGAGUGCGUCUCUCAGACGCAGCACACGAGGGAAAGCGCGCACUUCAGAUGUGGAUUCUGACGCAGGCUCAUUUGCUGGUGACCCUGAUGCUACAUACCAACCAACAGAGCAGACCAAGCGCGCUAUACAGGGAAUGGAGUCAGACGGCUCCGCGCCUGAGGGCGAUCUAGUUCACGCGGGAGAGUCGACUGCACUAGCUAUGUUUCUUGUCUUCUUCGGUGGACUGGGUCAAUUAGCUGCGGGUACGCUGGGUGCCGAGGUGACAGGACCGCGAGACUGA
This is a messenger RNA of Alternaria triticimaculans, 1557 nucleotides long. RefSeq lists its product as uncharacterized. Lineage: Eukaryota; Fungi; Ascomycota; Dothideomycetes; Pleosporales; Pleosporaceae. The record is from RefSeq and is a predicted model, not a curated record. The transcript has 2 exons. Bases 1 to 1557 code for a protein of 518 amino acids.